Messenger RNA from Myotis davidii, 2973 nucleotides. It is a transcript of the gene AP2A2, whose product is annotated as adaptor related protein complex 2 alpha 2 subunit. The transcript has 21 exons. Lineage: Eukaryota; Metazoa; Chordata; Mammalia; Chiroptera; Vespertilionidae. Gene Ontology annotation, molecular function: clathrin-cargo adaptor activity. Bases 1 to 2748 code for a protein of 915 amino acids. The record is from RefSeq and is a predicted model, not a curated record. Gene Ontology annotation, cellular component: AP-2 adaptor complex; membrane coat. Gene Ontology annotation, biological process: intracellular protein transport; clathrin-dependent endocytosis.
AUGAGCUGGGAAAAGCCCAGCAGGUGUUUGCGCACUUCUCGCUCCCAAAGGGGAAAAGGCAAAAGUAAAGAAGCAGAAAUAAAGAGAAUAAAUAAGGAGCUGGCAAACAUUCGGUCAAAAUUUAAAGGUGACAAGGCUCUUGAUGGCUACAGUAAAAAGAAGUACGUCUGCAAGUUGCUCUUCAUCUUCCUCCUGGGCCACGACAUUGACUUUGGGCACAUGGAGGCCGUGAACCUGCUGAGCUCCAACAGAUACACGGAGAAGCAGAUCGGGUACCUUUUCAUCUCGGUGCUGGUGAACUCCAACAGCGAACUGAUCCGUCUGAUCAACAACGCCAUCAAGAACGACCUGGCCAGUCGGAACCCCACCUUCAUGGGCUUGGCCCUGCACUGCAUCGCCAACGUGGGCAGCCGGGAGAUGGCCGAGGCCUUCGCUGGGGAGAUCCCCAAGAUCCUCGUGGCUGGAGACACCAUGGACAGCGCGAAGCAAAGUGCCGCCCUAUGCCUGCUGCGUCUGUACCGGACGUCUCCCCACCUGGUCCCCACGGGUGACUGGGCAUCCCGAGUGGUGCACCUCCUCAACGACCAGCACUUGGGCGUGGUCACUGCUGCCACGAGUCUCAUCACCACCUUAGCACAGAAGAACCCAGAAGAGUUUAAAACCUCCGUCUCUCUGGCUGUGUCCCGACUAAGCAGAAUUGUGACCUCCGCAUCAACAGACCUGCAGGAUUACACUUACUACUUUGUCCCGGCUCCCUGGCUGUCAGUCAAACUUCUGAGGCUGCUACAGUGCUACCCACCCCCAGAAGACCCUGCCGUGCGAGGCCGCCUGACCGAGUGCCUGGAGACGAUUCUGAACAAGGCCCAGGAGCCGCCCAAGUCCAAGAAAGUGCAGCACUCCAAUGCCAAGAACGCGGUGCUCUUCGAGGCCAUCAGCCUCAUCAUCCACCACGACAGCGAGCCGAACCUGCUCGUCCGCGCCUGCAACCAGCUGGGCCAGUUCCUGCAGCACCGGGAGACCAACCUGCGCUACCUGGCCCUGGAGAGCAUGUGCGCGCUGGCCAGCUCCGAGUUCUCCCACGAGGCCGUGAAGACCCACAUCGAGACCGUCAUCGCCGCGCUGAAGACGGAGCGGGACGUGAGCGUGCGGCAGCGGGCCGUGGACCUCCUCUACGCCAUGUGCGACCGCAGCAACGCCCAGCAGAUUGUGGCGGAGAUGCUGAGCUACUUGGAGACGGCUGACUACUCCAUUCGAGAAGAGAUUGUGCUGAAGGUCGCCAUCUUGGCGGAGAAGUAUGCCGUGGACUACACGUGGUAUGUAGACACCAUCCUGAACCUGAUCCGGAUUGCGGGCGACUACGUGAGUGAAGAGGUGUGGUACCGUGUCAUCCAGAUCGUCAUCAACCGGGACGACGUGCAGGGCUACGCCGCCAAGACAGUGUUCGAGUCGCUGCAGGCCCCGGCGUGCCAUGAGAACCUGGUCAAAGUGGGCGGCUACAUCCUGGGCGAGUUUGGGAACCUGAUAGCUGGGGACCCGAGAUCCAGCCCCCUGGUGCAGUUCAACCUGCUGCACUCCAAGUUCCACCUGUGCAGCGUCCCCACGCGGGCCUUGCUGCUGUCCACCUACAUCAAGUUCGUGAACCUGUUCCCGGAGGUGAAGCCCACCAUCCAGGACGUGCUGCGCAGCGACAGCCAGCUGAGGAACGCCGACGCGGAGCUGCAGCAGCGGGCCGUGGAGUACCUGCACCCGUUCCCGGAGCGCGAGUCGUCCAUCCUGGCCAAGCUCAAGAAGAAGAAGGGCCCGGGCACCGUGAUGGGCUUGGAGGAGGGCAAGCGGGAGCGUGGCCCCGACAUCAACGGGGGCCCCGAGCCGGCCCCGGCCAGUGCCACGUCUACGCCUUCUCCGUCGGCAGACCUCCUGGGUCUGGGGGCUGUGCCCCCCGCGCCCGCAGGCCCGCCCCCCUCCUCCGGCGGGCUGCUCGUGGACGUGUUCUCCGACUCGCCCUCUGCGGUCGCGCCUCUUGCUCCUGGCUCCGAGGACAACUUUGCAAGGUUUGUCUGUAAAAACAACGGGGUGUUGUUUGAAAACCAGCUGCUUCAGAUUGGACUCAAGUCUGAAUUCCGGCAGAAUUUAGGCCGCAUGUUUAUAUUCUAUGGGAAUAAGACCUCCACGCAGUUCUUAAACUUCACUCCAACGCUGAUCUGCUCAGAUGACCUUCAGGCCAACCUGAGCCUGCAGACCAAGCCCGUGGACCCGACAGUGGACGGGGGCGCGCAGGUGCAGCAGGUUGUCAACAUCGAGUGCGUGUCGGACUUCACCGAGGCACCAGUUCUCAACAUCCAGUUCAGGUACGGCGGAACCUUUCAGAACGUGUCUGUCAAGUUGCCCAUCACACUCAACAAGUUUUUCCAGCCCACGGAAAUGGCCUCCCAAGACUUCUUCCAGCGCUGGAAGCAGCUGAGCAGUCCCCAGCAGGAGGUGCAGAACAUUUUCAAGGCAAAGCAUCCAAUGGACACAGAAAUCACCAAAGCCAAGAUUAUUGGGUUUGGUUCCGCGCUCCUGGAAGAGGUCGAUCCGAAUCCUGCCAAUUUUGUGGGAGCCGGGAUCAUCCACACCAGAACCACGCAGAUCGGGUGCUUGUUGCGCUUGGAGCCGAACCUCCAGGCCCAGAUGUACCGGCUCACGCUGCGGACGAGCAAGGAGACCGUCUCCCAGAGGCUGUGUGCGCUGCUGUCGGAGCAGUUCUAGCCCCGCGACUCCUCGCUCAGCCGCUGUCUGCACAGCUGCAGGCCCGCCCGCCUGCCUCGUCCCUCAGGGUGGACGGGACGGCGCAGUGUGAGGACAGAGGCUGAGCCUGCACUGCAGCCGGCCUGCCAGGUCAGGAGGGCGGCCCUGGGAUCCGUUUUUAUAGAAAUCAGGACAGUUCUGUGGUUAAACCUACAAAUUAAAGGGAAACUAGAAGUUUGAGUGGAA